ACACCAUGAUGCUGCUCACGAAAUUAUUGAGACAAUUCGGUGGGUCUGUGAAGAAAUCCCAGAUCUCAAGCUUGCUAUGGAAAACUAUGUUUUAAUUGACUAUGAUACAAAAAGCUUUGAAAGCAUGCAGAGGCUUUGUGACAAGUACAACCGAGCCAUUGAUAGCAUUCAUCAGUUGUGGAAGGGAACCACCCAACCGAUGAAACUGAACACUCGUCCCUCCAACGGGCUCCUCCGGCACAUCCUGCAGCAAGUGUAUAACCACUCGGUGACUGAUCCAGAGAAACUUAACAACUAUGAGCCCUUUUCCCCAGAGGUUUAUGGAGAAACUUCCUUUGACUUAGUGGCCCAAAUGAUAGAUGAAAUUAAAAUGACAGAGGAUGAUUUGUUUGUUGACUUGGGCAGUGGUGUGGGUCAGGUGGUGCUUCAAGUGGCUGCAGCCACAAACUGCAAACAUCACUAUGGUGUGGAGAAAGCUGAUAUUCCAGCCAAAUAUGCUGAGACGAUGGACAGAGAGUUCAGAAAGUGGAUGAAAUGGUAUGGGAAAAAACAUGCAGAAUACACACUGGAAAGAGGUGACUUCCUCUCAGAAGAAUGGAGAGAGAGAAUUGCAAACACAAGUGUUAUUUUUGUGAAUAAUUUUGCCUUUGGUCCUGAGGUGGAUCACCAACUGAAGGAGCGAUUUGCGAACAUGAAGGAAGGUGGGAGAAUUGUGUCCUCAAAACCUUUUGCACCUCUAAAUUUUAGAAUUAACAGUCGAAACUUGAGUGAUAUUGGCACUAUAAUGAGAGUUGUGGAGCUAUCACCACUGAAAGGGUCUGUGUCAUGGACCGGGAAACCAGUUUCUUACUACCUGCAUACUAUUGACCGAACCAUACUUGAAAACUAUUUUUCUAGUCUCAAAAAUCCAAAACUCAGGGAGGAACAAGAGGCAGCUAGACGUCGUCAACAAAGAGAAAAUAAGAGCAACACAACUACUCCAACGAAGGUUCAAGAAAACAAGGAUUCUGGUGCUGAAGAAGAAAAGGCUGGGGCAAAUUCUGUUAAAAAGCCAUCUCCCUCCAAAGCACGGAAGAAAAAGCUAAGUAAAAAAGGAAGGAAAAUGGCAGGCAGGAAACGAGGACGUCCCAAGAAAAUGAACGCUGCAAAUACAGAGCGCAAGACCAAGAAGAACCAAACUGCACUAGAACUUCUGCAUGCUCAAACUGUUUCACAGACAUCUUCAUCCUCUCCUCAGGAUGCAUACAAGUCACCUCAUAGUCCAUAUUACCAACUACCUCCUAAAGUGCAACGGCAUUCAUCUAACCAGCUACUGGUGACACCUACCCCACCUGCACUACAGAAGCUGCUAGACUCUUUUAAGAUCCAGUACAUGCAGUUCAUGGCAUACAUGAAAACUCCUCAGUAUAAAGCAAGUCUGCAACAGUUACUGGAGCAGGAAAAGGAAAAGAAUGCUCAGCUACUGGGGACAGCACAGCAGUUAUUCACCCACUGCCAGGCACAGAAAGAGGAAAUCAAACGUCUUUUUCAGCAGAAACUUGAUGAGUUGGGAGUUAAAGCUCUGACAUACAAUGACCUGAUUCAGGCUCAGAAGGAAAUCUCUGCUCACAAUCAGCAACUGAAAGAACAGACGAAACAGCUGGAGAAGGAUAACAGUGAACUCAGGAACCAGAGCUUACAGCUGCUUAAGGCACGGUGUGAAGAACUGAAGCUGGAUUGGUCAACAUUGUCACUGGAGAACUUGUUGAAAGAGAAGCAGGCGUUGAAGAAUCAGAUUUCUGAGAAACAAAAGCACUGUUUGGAAUUGCAGAUCAGCAUUGUGGAACUUGAGAAAAGUCAAAGACAGCAGGAGCUCAUGCAGCUGAAGUCGUACACGCCGUCUGAUGAGUCACUGUCAGUACAGCUACGCAAUAAAAACCAUUUGAGCCGUGAUCCUGAGGCUGAUCACGGCAGGUUCCAACUGGAACUUGAAUGCUCUAAGUUUCCUAUGCCCCACAUCAAUGGCAUGAGCCCUGAACUGUCCAUGAAUGGCCAUGCUACUCCCUAUGAAAUUCAUAACACCUUUAGCAGGCCCUCUUCAAAGCAGAACACCCCUCAGUACACGACCUCUCACCUGGACCAAGAAAUAGUUCCGUGUACCCCAAACCACAGCAGCAGACAGAAGGCAGACAAGAUGACAAGCUUGUCCUUACCUGAUUAUACCAGGUUUUCCCCAGCUAAAAUAGCACUAAGGAGACACUUGAAUCAAGACCAUGCAGUUAAUGGAAAAGCAACAACUAAUGAGAUACAGAGAGCUGACCAUGUCAAAGAGAAUGGCCUUACAUAUCCAAGCCCUGGUAUGUCAAAUGGCAUAAAGCUGAGUCCUCAGGAAACUCGGCCCUCUUCCCCGGCGGCCUUACCAAUUGCAGGCGAGAAGGUUUUGAGAGAGAGAACCUCUGUGAGUAAUGGAGAAACUAUCACCAGCCUACCUAUCAGUAUUCCUCUCAGCACAGUGCAGCCCAAUAAACUCCCUGUUAGUAUCCCUCUGGCCAGCGUAGUCCUACCUAGCCGUGUUGAGAAGGUGAGAAGCACACCUAGCCCAGUUCAUCAGAGUAGAGACUCAUCGACACUUGAAAAGCAGAUUGGUGCUAGUUCUCAUAAUGGCGUAAGCAAUGCUGCUGGAAACAAGCCACUGGCUUUGGCUACCUCAGGUUUUUCUUACUCUUCUGGCUCCGUGGCAGUCAAUGGAAAUCUUACAAACAGCCCAGCCCAUCUUAACCAUAGUGUUGAUCAGGCAGCUCUGGACGACUCUGGGAGUCUAUUUAACUCAGUAGGGUCUCGGAGUUCCACUCCACAACAUCCUUUGCUAAUGAUGCAGUCAAGGAACUCUGGGCAAAACUCCCCUGCUCACCAGCACUCAACAAGCCCCAGGUUAAAUGGCACCUCCCAGAGCCUGGUAGGGGUAUUGCAAUAUGCAGAUGCUCAGAAGAUGUUUGCCGAAGGAACAAAGGGGGAUCUUCAGUCUGAUGCAGCGUUUUCAGAUCCUGAGAACGAGGCCAAGAGAAGAAUCAUCUUUACAAUCUCUCCUAAUACAGGACAUGUAAAACAAUCCCCUUCCAACAAGCACAGUCCUCUGCCCACGAGCACUCGGCUGGACUGUGGCCAAGCACACGCGCAGGAUGGGAAGAAGCGAGGCCGGCGGAAGAGAUCCUCUACUGGGAAUCUCAGCGGGAACUCCGGGGUCUCCCCUAAACGCAAAUCCUUACCUACUGUGUCUGGACUCUUUACGCAACCAUCAGGUUCACCGCUCAAUAUCAACUCCAUGGUCAAUAACAUUAACCAGCCUUUAGAAAUAACAGCCAUUUCCUCUCCUGAAAACUCCCUGAAGAACUCUCCUGUUCCUUACCAGGACAAUGACCAGCCCCCGGUACUGAAAAAGGAAAAGCCCAUCAUUCAGACCAACGGCGUUCAUUACUCUCCUUUAACAUCAGAUGAAGAGCAGGGAUCUGAAGAUGAGCACAAUAGCAGCAGAAUUGAAAGGAAAAUUGCAACAAUAUCAUUGGAAAGCAAAUCUCCACAGAAGACUGUUGAAAAUGGUGGCAGCUUAUCUGGGAGGAAACAAGCACAAAGCAACGAGAACAUGAAUAGCAGUAAAUGGAAAUCUACUUUUUCACCAAUAUCGGACAUCAACCUGACCAAAACUACAGAUAGUCCCUUGCAGUCGGUUUCAUCUCUGAGCCAGAAUUCGCUGUUUGCCUUCAGGCCGUCCUCCGAGGAUAGCCUUGCCAUCGACGCCAAGAUCACAGCACACACAAGGAAAAGCAUUGCCAUGCCCUCGUCUGGGGCAGAUGGGCUCAGCCCUAGUACAAACUCCACUAACGGAUUCACGUACAAUGGUGGACUGUCAACUGACAUUGGUUUACACAGCUUUAUCGAUGGUGCUUCUCUUCCGCAUAAGGCUUCAGACGUGACGACUUCCAACUGCUCCCUGGGUUUCCAGUCACAGCGAAGCAAAGAUGUGGGAGUAUCGGAAACGAAUCCUUUUUUGAACAAGAGGCAACUCGAAGGCCUCAGCGGCACGAAAGGAGAAGACUUAAAUCGGUCAGGGGUCAAAGGCAAAGAGAUCAGCGAAAUAAGCAUUCGUACUGGGGGUUCUUCAGAAAAAAACUCUUUGCAGCAUAACGGAAAGGUCGGCAAAGGAAGGGACCGAGAUGUGGAGUUUAAAAAUGGCCACAACCUUUUCAUUUCUGCUGCUGUUUCGUCUGGUGGCCUUCUGAAUGGUAAAAGCCUUUCUACUGCUGUUUCUUCAGCAGGCAACCCAGCAUCUUCUGUUCAGACGCACCAUCCUUUCCUAAACACUUUGACCACUGGAUCGCAGUUCCCCCUCGGCCCCAUGGCCUUGCAAGCAAACCUCAACUCGAUGACAAAUUCCUCAGUAUUGCAGUCCUUAUUUAAUUCAAUGCCAGCUGCUGCCAGUCUGGUCCACGUGUCAUCAGCUGCAACCAGACUGACUAAUUCUCACACUAUGGGGAACUUCUCUCCUGGGGUUACAGGUGGAACAGUUGGAGGUAUUUUUAACCAUGCGGUGCCUUCUGCCUCCUCUCCUCAUCAAUUUGGAGCCAGUUUCAGCAGCAGUGCUGUCUCUAGCAGCACAGUGCUAAGCUUAAACCCUCUGCAGGCUGUUGCCAGCACCUCAUCCUCAUCCUUCCCACCCCCUUCCUCUAAUUUAGUAACAUCUAGUGAGACUAGAUCUGCUCAGCACCUCAACAGAGCGCCAGUGCAAUCUGUUUUCCAUUCCCCUCCACCGCCCCCUCCUAACGUUUCAUUGCCCCCACCUCCUCCAUUACUUGCUUCUAACUCCGAGCCUGCGCUUCUGCAGAACCUGCCAUCCAUCCCACCUGGCGAAGCUUUUUUGCCAUCCUCUUCUGCUGCUUCUGUCCAAUCUGCUAAUGCUUCUUUGUCUAUUAAGCUAGCUUCUCUCCAGCACAAAACCUCCCGCCCCUCCUUUACAGUCCAUCACCCGCCUCUGCCCCGUUUGGCGCUGGCACAGUCCGCGCCUAUGAUCACGCAGUCCAACGCAGCUGGCACGUCCGCUAUGUGGGUUACACUUGGCAUGCAGUCUCCUUAUGCUUCGCACCUUUCUGGGGUUAAGCCACGAUAAAGAGCUUGCUUAGCUAACAGUUCUUAUUUUGUAAGGUAAGGCUAGAGAAAAAAAAAGAGGAGUUUUGUACAAGAUGCUGAAUGAUGCUUCUUCCUUUUCAGAGAUAGGUUGGGGAUGGGCUCUGUGAAACAGAGAAACCUCUAAAAUGUGGGAAGCAAAUAAUCUGAUGGCAGAGGAUGGAGUCUUAAUGCUCUCUGUUCUGGGAGUCAGGAUUUCUCGACAAGGAGUGCUCACAAUAGUAACUCUGGUCUGUCUCAUCUGACAUUAGGAUUAUGUUCAGGUUGAGAUCACUUCAUGAAAACGUUUAUUUCUGAAGAUCAGUAAUCAGGAGGAAAUGUCUAUUUUUUAAGUAUGGUUUUAUACAGCUAUUGGAAGUGGUUGUUUCCUACUUUGAUUCCCCCCUCCCCUCUUCUUGCCCUCCGACACAGACUGUUGCACCUCCACAAGUCCAUGUUUGCAUAGCGUUAGGAUGCGUGAUGGUGCUGCUUUGUGACUGUAUGUGGCAAUGCGGUGGUCUUGAUUUUACUGUCAGUCAACAACAGCUGCUCUAAAUAAUCAUAAAGUCAAAAAUCUCCAGGUUACAAGCUGCAGCUUUGUCUUGGAGAGCAAAUGCACUGGUCUUGCAUUGCAGUUAAUGUGCCCCCUGCAUCAAUGGAAAACACAACCACAGGUAUCAAAGAAGGGUUGUAAUUUAUCUGUGCACUGCAGCUUUAUUGGACUUGCCUGCUAGGGCUAACAGUAACAGACUCCAUCAGAUGCUGUAUUUAUGCUCACUUAGCAAUCACUGGCUUACUGAGUAGACUGUGAAUGAGAACAUAGGGAAUCUGCAGGGUUAACUGUCGUCCAUGCUUCAUAAAGGCUGGGGCCAUAGAAGAGAGGAGGGUUUCCGGAGACUGUAUGCAUUUUUACUGAAGCAGGUAUUUAAAUGUCUUUAGAGCAACUCCAGAAUAAAGUGUACCACCACAGAGUUGGGUACUGUUGUUCAUGAAAAUACUCUGUGGCAUCCUGAUGUAACAACUUGUGCUUGCAAACUUAAAUCAGUAUGUUAGGCCCCAGAGCUUGCUCCGUGCUUUUCUUGUAGGUCUUUGAUGUUGUUGCUGUUCACUGAUACCAAAGCUACAUACAAUAUAUGGUUGAAUACUCUUUGCCGCUUAUAAAACAUAUGACUCAAUUACAAUAUACCUGAGAGAUUCUUUUGAUUGUGCAUUGUGUAUAGUGUCUUCAUCAUCAAAUUGCUCCACAGACACGAACAAAUCCUCAUUAGGCUUUUGUGAGGCACGUAAGUAUUACCUCCGUCCUUCUAUACAAGAAAGUGAGGCUGAGGAAGAGUUUUGAGUAAUGUGGUCCCUGCGUGCCAGCAGAGACCAACAGUGUGAUGUGGUUACAGAAUGGGCUUGAAAGACCCUGAAUAGAAACAAGAUGGGGGAAAAGGGGCAAGGAGGGUUAGGCUUGGGGUUUUGUAUACGUGAGCGACUCAAGCGAGAACAGUGUGAAAGCCUUCUGCUGAAGCAGUUGCCUUAUCUGGAACUGAGGUCAUAUUGAGCCAGACUCCAUACCAUCGGAUGUGACGGUCCCUGUCGCAAAAAGGUUCUGAGUAAAAUAGGCAAGGCACAAAAGUGACGUAUGGAGAAAAGUAGCUGGAUGACAAAGCUGGAUUGUGGAGCAAAGGAGCAGAAAUAAUGCUACCAGGAGAUGGUGUAUGACAGACGUACCGUAGUUGUGGUCCCGCUCCGUGUGACUCUUGAACAUAGGUCAAAUAUUUGAGCCAUUUCAUUGACUUCGGUGUGAAUACGUGUGCUCAAGAGUCCUUGAUGAACCAAGGGUGAAAUCUGGAAUCGGGGGCUAAAAUAAACUGCUUUGCUUCUCAUAAUGUUUCUCCCCCAGGGUAAUAAAAAAUUCAAAGCAGAUUAGUGUGUGCUAGAAAAAGGUGAAGUGGGGCAACACUUCCCCCCCCCUUCGAGGUUGGUCACAGGAGGACAGACUUCAAGAUGGUUACACUGCCAGAAAGUUUUAAAAACUGCAAUAGCCAGGAGGGGCCGCGUGUCGCUCUUGGAGGCAUCCUUUCUGUCUAAUUGCGGUUGGGUCAAGAGUUGCUCCUCCUUUGCUGGCUAACGAGGUCUUGGAGCAAUGUAGAAAUGAUUGACGCAUCUAACACACAGUAGAUUUUUGUCUUUUAUUUAGAUGAGUCUCUUC
Messenger RNA from Aptenodytes forsteri (emperor penguin), 7333 nucleotides. RefSeq names its product DOT1 like histone lysine methyltransferase (gene DOT1L). The record is from RefSeq and is a predicted model, not a curated record. Lineage: Eukaryota; Metazoa; Chordata; Aves; Sphenisciformes; Spheniscidae. Gene Ontology annotation, cellular component: nucleus. Gene Ontology annotation, molecular function: histone H3K79 methyltransferase activity. The coding region runs from base 77 to 5140 and encodes 1687 amino acids. The transcript has 27 exons. Gene Ontology annotation, biological process: DNA repair; heterochromatin formation; regulation of transcription regulatory region DNA binding.